GAUUGUUUUAAUUGAAAAGCAUUCAAGUUUUUUAAAAAAGGACUUUUUUUAAAAUGGGGCAACGCAACAAAUUGACGUGCUGGUAAAGAACCUUCGGGUUGUCGCGCUCUCGGUUUCACCGUAGCGUUUCCAAGCAGCUGGCGGUAGGCCCCGCCCUCUUUCGCUGUCGCUCUCGCGCUUUCGUUUUGCUUUGUCCCGCAUGCCACGCCGUAGCUGUUGGCCCUCGGAAACAUGGCGGCGGCCAUAGGCGGCGGCUGCGAGGCUCCAAUACGUCUCCGCCUGCUCUUCGAUUACCCGCCGCCGGUGACUCCGGCCUGUGGGCUGUGUUGGCUGUUGGUGGAGCCUAAUCAAGUGCGCCUCAUCACUGACCUAAUCAGCCUCAUUCGGGAGAAGUUCGGCUUUAGCCGCCGCGCCAGGCUCAGCCUCUUUCUCGACGGGGCGCUCCUGCCGCCCACCGAGAGCGCCCGGUUGGUGCGGGACAACGAUUCUCUUCGAAUCAGAUUGGAGGAGAUUGUUGGAGUGAACAGUUACAACACAGUCACCAAUGGUUCUAGUACCUUGUCAAAAAAACAAAGAAAGCGACAGUGGAAAUUGGAGGCAAAGGACUCUGAAAAUGAAGAUAAGGAGCCCAACAAAAGUAAAAGUAAAUGGAAUUUUGAGCACCAAGAAGAAAAAUCUACAAAUAUUCAAGAUUCUGUGACAUUGAGGAAAAAGAAAAAUGCGGCACCUCAGAGGAGUCCUAUGAUGGACACUGAGAGUAGUAAUUCUCAUUCCAAGAAACCUAGGGGAAAAAAUGAGCAGAGGAAAGGGCAGGAUGCAAAGAAGAAAGCAAGUACAUUUCCAUCAAGGAGCACCUCCCAGAAGACUGAGAAAAAUCUCAGUCAAAAAAGCACAAAGGGAAACACAACAGCACAAUCCAACGCAAAGAAAGGCAGAUUCUCUAGUGAAUCCUCUACAUCGUCAUCUGAUAGCGACUAUAAUAUACCAGGCACAAAACAGACCAACACACCUGCGCCUAAAGGGACAUCGCAACACAUUAAGAAAUCACCAUUGGCGUCUUUAAAAAAUCUUCCUGCUGGGAAACCUAAAGACAAUGUUUCUCUUAAAACGGGACAAACCAAGGAAACCAAGUGCCAGUCCUCUAGUUCAGAUUCAGAUUCUAGUUCGGAGGAAGAGCAGCAGAGCAGUAACCUGAGAAAUAAGCUACCAUAUCAGAAGCAAGAAACGGCGACAGGCCAUUCUUCAAAGGCUGAGCCUAAAAGCUCCUCAUCGGAAUCUGAUGAUAGCUCUGAAUCUGAGACUUGUGCUUUAAAGAAACAGAAGGCAAAUGCCACAGGCAAUCUGUCUGUCACAGGGAAUGAUGACAAACAACUUUCCGAUAUCUCUUGUGGGCUAGUUUCAAACCUGAGGGAAAACGGAAAGGGGCGCGGUAGAGGAGAAACCCCCUUUUGGAGAGGACCUAGAGUUCGUGGAUGCCGUAGGAUGACCAGGGAUAGGGGAAGGGGAGAACGCGCUCAUUUUUUCUAUAAUGACAGUAGCGAAAACCAGAAACAAAAACAGUUAAACGAAGCAGCCACAAAUGCCUCUGUUAUUAUUCAGAAUCCCGUGGAAGCUCCGAAAAAGGACUACAGCACACUACCUCUCUUAGCUGCUCCCCCACAAGUAGGGCAAAAAAUUGCCUUUAAGCUUUUGGAAUUAACCGAAAAUUAUACUCCUGAAGUAUCCGAUUACAAGGAAGGAAAAAUUGUCAGCUGGAAUCCUGUUAAUAAGCAGCUAGACCUUGAAAUCCUUUCUUUUUCUUCUGUAGCAAAAGAGCCAGGGAAAUUUGAUCUGGUUUAUCAAUCUGAAGAGGGUGAUGAGACAAUUGAAUAUGCCGUAUCUCAGGACAGGAAGAUAACUCAGAGUUGGGAGGCAUUAAUUGAACCCAGAUUAAUAAUUGACUCUCCAAGUAAUGAAUCUGACCCCAAAAAGGAAUCCCUUCAGACAUGAACUUGCCUGGCCCUCAGCUGUGAAUAUAGUAUGCCUGAACUGUGUGUAAAUGAAUUUUGAAGGAUUUUUUUUUUCAGUUUCUGUAGACGGCAUAUACAUAUGCUUUUUCUAAAUAAAAAAAUUAUAACAUGAAUAA
Messenger RNA from Thamnophis sirtalis, 2125 nucleotides. RefSeq names its product coilin (gene COIL). Lineage: Eukaryota; Metazoa; Chordata; Lepidosauria; Squamata; Natricidae. Gene Ontology annotation, biological process: spliceosomal snRNP assembly. The record is from RefSeq and is a predicted model, not a curated record. Gene Ontology annotation, cellular component: Cajal body. Gene Ontology annotation, molecular function: U1 snRNA binding; U2 snRNA binding.